Molecule: messenger RNA, 995 nt
Organism: Dromiciops gliroides (monito del monte)
Lineage: Eukaryota; Metazoa; Chordata; Mammalia; Microbiotheria; Microbiotheriidae
Gene: U2AF1L4
Product: U2 small nuclear RNA auxiliary factor 1 like 4
Exons: 8
Coding region: 149-817 (222 amino acids)
Biological process (GO): mRNA splicing, via spliceosome
Cellular component (GO): U2AF complex; spliceosomal complex
Molecular function (GO): pre-mRNA 3'-splice site binding; metal ion binding
Source: RefSeq, a predicted model, not a curated record
GGCGGUCUGGGGUAUCCUUUCCGCGCAGGCACCUCCCCCUACCCGCUGGACUUCAACUCCCAAGGAUCCUCACCUCAAAGCCAGCCCCGGAAGCGGCUUGUCACCGGAAGUGACGCAUGAAGCAGACAGGUGGAGGGAGCGGGUGAAAAUGGCUGAGUAUUUAGCUUCGAUUUUCGGGACGGAAAAGGACAAGGUUAACUGCUCUUUUUACUUUAAGAUUGGGGCUUGCAGGCACGGGGACCGGUGCUCCCGGCUCCACAACAAACCCACGUUCAGUCAGACCAUUGUGCUGCUUAACCUGUACCGGAACCCUCAGAACACGGCCCAGACAGCGGAUGGAUCCCACUGUCACGUCAGUGAUGUAGAGGUGCAAGAACAUUAUGACAGUUUCUUUGAGGAAGUGUUCACCGAACUGCAGGAGAAGUAUGGGGAGAUCGAGGAGAUGAAUGUCUGUGAUAACUUGGGGGACCACUUAGUAGGGAACGUCUACGUCAAGUUCCGGAGGGAAGAAGAUGCCGAGCGCGCUGUGACUGAGCUCAACAACCGUUGGUUCAAUGGACAGGCGGUUCAGGCUGAGCUCUCUCCCGUCACCGACUUCAGAGAGUCCUGCUGUCGGCAAUAUGAGAUGGGCGAGUGCACCAGGGGCGGCUUCUGCAACUUCAUGCACCUUCGGCCAAUCUCCCGGGACCUCCGCCGGCAGCUGUAUGGCCGUGGCCUGAGAAGAAGGGGACCAUCUCCCACGAGACCUGGAGGGGGACACCGCCCUCGAGAAAGGAACCGCAGACGCUCUCCGGACCACCGCCACGGACGCUUCUGAGACCCCCCCUCCCCAGGACAGAUGCUGCUGUGGUCUUCCUCUCCCCUGCUUUGCUCUGCCACAUUCAGGCUUGGGGGACCCAGGGGCCUCCGGGUCCCUCCAUUUCUCUUCAAGGAACACGGGAAGGGCAGGAACCCCCUCCCUCCUUCCCCCAAUAAAAUUUCUUGUCUGCUUUUUA